AUGGUGAAAACCCUUACAAAAUCCACCCCAUUCUCUUUGGUUUAUGGCUGCGAAGCUGUAUUACUAUUAGAAAUCCAAAUCCCAUCUCUGAGAGUCACCCUUGCGAUCAGGAUGACAGAUGAAGAACAACAUCGAUUGCGUCUUCAAGAACUAGAAGUAUUAGAUGACAUGCGACUUCAAGCUCAACAACAGAUCGAGUUGUAUCAUGCUCAAAUCUCCAAAGCCUAUAACAAGAAGGUCAAAGAGCAAAUCUUCAAGGAGGAUGAUUUGGUUUUAGCUGUCAGACGACCUAUGGUGAUGACAUACAAGACUAAGGGGAAAUUCAAUUCCAAGUGA
Messenger RNA from Asparagus officinalis (garden asparagus), 336 nucleotides. RefSeq lists its product as uncharacterized. The transcript has a single exon. NCBI's taxonomy places the organism in Eukaryota, Viridiplantae, Streptophyta, Magnoliopsida, Asparagales, Asparagaceae. Bases 1 to 336 code for a protein of 111 amino acids. The record is from RefSeq and is a predicted model, not a curated record.